Molecule: messenger RNA, 1419 nt
Organism: Aspergillus bombycis
Lineage: Eukaryota; Fungi; Ascomycota; Eurotiomycetes; Eurotiales; Aspergillaceae
Product: RING finger domain protein
Exons: 1
Coding region: 1-1419 (472 amino acids)
Molecular function (GO): zinc ion binding
Source: RefSeq, a predicted model, not a curated record
AUGGAGUCAAUCUCGGGCUACUCGGCCUCCGCAGGCAGACCGCGAUCUUCCGAUAACGCUUCCACCAGGGACGAACGAACAUCGAGUCCCGAACCAUCUACGUCCACAACGGCAUCGAUGGAGGACAAUGAGACCGUCUUUCUCAAUAAGCCGUCAUUGGGUGAAGGCAACGUCUCCGGUGCAUCUCCAAUUCAGAGUUCCAACCCCGUCGAUACAUCGAAUGACGAACCCCGUAAAUGUUGGAUUUGCUACACCGACGAGACCGAGGACUCUCCCCUGAAUGCCGAAUGGCGCUCUCCGUGUCCAUGUGCCUUGACGGCGCACGAAGCCUGCCUACUGGAUUGGCUGGCCGACUUAGAAAACCCCCGAUCCCGAAAGCGAAACGGCCGCAACGCAAAGAUGAUGUGCCCCCAGUGUAAAUCCGAGAUUGUCGUGUCGCGCCCACGCAGCUACAUCGUUGACACGGUUCGGAUGUUGGAACGGGUUGCUGGCCGGCUGGUUCUUCCGGGUAUGGUGUUCACCCUGGCGGGCACGGUCUGGGCUGGAUGCUGUGCGCACGGCGUCUAUUCGAUGUAUUUUGUUUUCGGUCCGGAAGAUGCCCGGCAAAUCCUGGAAGAGGGCGUGGAUGGAUCAUGGAACUCCGGUCUCAACCUGGGGCUGCCGCUCAUCCCACUGGUGUUGAUCUUCUCGCGGACUCGUUAUGCGGAAGGGCUUCUCCCCGCGAUCCCAGUACUGUUCUUCGCCACACAUAAUCCCAGUCAUGAUCCCGAUUUCGAUCUUUGGCCACCUAGCGCCGCGAUGACGUUUGCGGCUCUGCCCUAUGUCAAAAGUUUCUAUGGCACCAUUUAUGAAAGGCUAUUUGGCAAGUUAGAAAGGAGAUGGAUCGCGGAGGUGCAGCCCCGGCAAUCGGAUGUCAACGAGUUCGACGACAACGCGCCUCCCGAACAUCCGGAAGCCGACCCGCCUCGGGAUGACGGCAAUGGCCAUAUCCUAAUGGAAAUCGAUUUGGAAUUGCAAGUGGGGAUGGGCGACAACAAUGGGGCCGGGGAUCAAGACCAGGGCGCUGCUCCGAAUGGCCAGAUGGGACUCGGUCGACGCGACGACCUGAUCAAUGAAACGAGCAACCUUGCUGAUAUCAUCCUCGGGGCUCUCGCAUUUCCGGCCAUAUCCGCGUCGAUGGGCGGGCUCCUCAAGUACGUCCUCCCGAAAGCAUGGACUGCGGCGCCGUCCGCGUUGGAACGCAGCCGACCGGGACUUCUACAGACGCGAUGGGGCCGAAGUGUGGUUGGCGGCUGCGCCUUUGUGCUGCUGAAAGAUGCAUUGGUUCUGUACUGCCGAUGGAAGCUGGCGCAAACCCACCGGCGACGGAAGGUGCUGAACUACGAUAAAGCGAAGAAGCAAGUGGUAGGGAAACGGUGA